Messenger RNA from Zychaea mexicana, 1535 nucleotides. RefSeq lists its product as uncharacterized. The transcript is spliced from 4 exons. Bases 92 to 1300 code for a protein of 402 amino acids. Lineage: Eukaryota; Fungi; Mucoromycota; Mucoromycetes; Mucorales; Lichtheimiaceae. The record is from RefSeq and is a predicted model, not a curated record.
CUCCUCCCAGAGCAUGGACAGCCCGCAUAAAUUUUUAAAGCAUUUUAUCCUGGGGAAUCUUUCCAAUCGUCUUCGAGAGAACUUUUUCCCAAUGUAUACAAAGGUCAAGCGGUGCCCUGCUGGCCACGAAUCCGUAUCAAAGAACCUCUUGUUAGACAUCGAUUGUAUCCAUGAAUGCAUAACAACAAGAGAUCCUGUUCAAUUCUCGGACCAGUUUUACGCUCACCAUAUCCUGGCACCAACGACAUCAAAAUGCGCACAUGAAUUGUGUAACGAAGAUGCUGAUCAACACAACGCCAUAACAAAAUAUUCGCCAUUUCUUGUAUUGGGUGCAACACAGACCCAGGAUCCGGCAGGCAAAGGAGGACUGUCCUACACCCACUUUCCGUACAACCUCCGGUUCGAUGAUGCCCAUUACGUUCUACAAGCAAAAAUAUUCAGUACUGCAGAUUCGGGCGCUCACUUUUACACUGUUGCCACCGUUGAACACAACGAUUCCUAUUUUCUUGCACAGAUCGACAACCUGCAGAAACAAGUACAAAUAGUUCAAGACAAAGUUACAAGCGAGUUCCCGCCUGAAGACCUUUGUCAUUCAGACAAAACAGUCGUAGCAUGCUACAAGUUGGCUAGCGUCAAUGACAGAAAUUACAAAUAUCUGCGAAUUUUGAGGAAACACGCAAAUGGCGGGUCAAGACCACUGGGUUCCUAUCAGCAGCAGAACCAAGAACAACAGCUAUUCUGCUAUACGCAUCGUAUAGAAUAUGUUUAUAGAGCCAUUGCUACUGAGGAAUUCUAUCCGUUAUCCAUCGACUUUGUCGCACUCCCAAAGCGCAUUCAUAAUUUCAAAAGCCAGCUCGAAGACAUCCUCUACGGUAGACGACCAAGCUUUUACAAAGACCUCACCAUAAAAUCAAUCAAGAAGAAUGGUGCUCAAAAUGCACAAAAUAUUGGCGUCAUGUUGGGUCGCGUCUCCGAACUACGGCCUGGAUACUACGGAUCUCGUGGAAGUGUUGUCAUUACAGAAACACUUGCUGAUAUGUUUAUGGAAAAACUUGACCAAGACCACAACAUUGAAAGAUUGCGCCUUACAUACAUGUCUUACAUCCAAAUGAUCCUUGCGCCGGAAACAGCCAUUUUACUUAUAGCUGAAGAUCUGGAAGAAGGUAGAAGGAGCAAAAAUUUAAAUGAAUGGGAUCUAAUGCAGAUAGAAGGCGUUGAAGAUCUCACAUCUUAUGCACGACUUCGCAUGUGGAAAAGUGCACAGUUUGGUUCCAUUGUAUUUCCAGAAACGUAUAAAUAGUAUCUGACAGCUUUCAUUACCUUUUUUCCGAUUUUUUCUUGUUGCAACAACCCAUUUGUUUAUCUCUCCUCCAUUUCAUUUCUAUUUUUCUCUGUCAGACACAAUUACUGUUAUCCACCUUAUAUUAACUCUCACAUGAAUUAGCGUUUUAAUUCUCUUAUAUUUUCUCUUGGAUUUUACCUUUUUAUACAUAAACACCGACUUCUUAUCACAGUAGCUUAUGUUAAAGGGCUGU